Uloborus diversus is the source of this 477-nucleotide messenger RNA. RefSeq lists its product as uncharacterized. NCBI's taxonomy places the organism in Eukaryota, Metazoa, Arthropoda, Arachnida, Araneae, Uloboridae. The record is from RefSeq and is a predicted model, not a curated record. The coding region runs from base 1 to 477 and encodes 158 amino acids. The transcript has a single exon.
AUGAAAGAAUCUAAAAUCGCGCUUCUUGCUCUUGUUCAGACGGAAAGUUUUCCGGAAAUGGGAGACUCUAUUGGCGGCAUUUUGACCAUAAGAAAUCAAAGUGGUUUAAGAAGAGUAAGAACACGAAUCGUCGAAAGAGAAGAUUCCUAUGAAUUCCGGUAUCCUAUUUUGUUGCCAUCGAAGCACUACAUAGUAAACUGUUUAGUCAGAGACUAUCACUUGAAAUAUUCACAUGCUGGAACUCAAGCAUUGACUGUUAUAAUGAGAGAAGAAUUUUGGAUAAUAGGUGCUAGGCGCACAAUCCGAUCAGUUGUUAAGAACUAUGUUCGAUGUAAAAGAUAUACUGCAAAACCUCCAACUGCUGGAUCCAUUCAGUUACCACUGGACAGAGUUCGUGAUGUUUUCGCCUUUGAAGUCACCGGAAUAGAGAUUUAUGCGAUCCGCUUAUUCUCCGGAAUAAAACUAAGACUUGGAUAG